AUUUAUUUAUUUAUUUAUUUAUUUAUUUAUUUAUUUUAAUGCAACAGUGAUGGCUGUUUUUCUUUUCUAGGACAUUCCAAAUGGUUGUACAGGUUAUUCUCAGUGCUUGUGCCAUAGCUCUGAUUGAUUUGUUUUUCUUAGUGUCAAAACGCCUUCCUUCACAUCCAUAGACAGCUCUCUGGUCUUCAUGUUGGUUUAGCCAUUUUAACAAUAAAUGCAGUUUUCAUGGUUGAUAUCCUGAUGGUUGACAUCCUGAUAUUUUUGAUCACUUGAAAAAUGGGUUCAAAAAAUAGAAACCCCAUAAUUAAUAUUCAUUGAAUCCUCUCCUGGAUGAUGGAAAAGUCAGAACCCUUAGCAUAGAGAACUUGUCCUACCAUCAUGCCUAGAUCUCCCAGAAGAACUACGCAAGUUAGGGUCAGCUUUAUAACAAUAUAAGCCAUGAUGCUAACAAAACUACCUAUAUUUGAUUCGUUACUGAGAUGUAUUCUCUGUUUUUUGCUCUUCCUUUCAGAUAUAAUUGUAUAGAACUGAUUUGUGGAACCUGAAAUGGCCAAAAUGUACCACCGGGAGAAAAGUAUUCAGCUAAAGAGCAGUGCUUCAGCGCUGUACAACAAUUUGAGUGUGUUGCGCUUGGCACCACGUUCCCUCACCCAUUUUGCUGUUGUGCACGCCAAUGUAGUGAACCUAGUGAGUGCCUCCUGGGAUGGGCUCAACUACUCACACCGACAGCUGCAGUCCAAAGAGGGCAAUGUGGCCACCAGCUCCUCUCUCAUCAUGCAGGCAGCUUGGUGUGUUCUUCCAUCUAGAGAUCUACUUGUCGUCACUUCUCAGAAAGGGAUUCAGAUGUAUGAGUCUGAUGGAUCUAUUAUGGUGUACUGGCAUGCACUGGACACACCAGAGACACCCACAGCUAAAGCCAUUUUUGCACGGGGGAUUGCUGCUGUGAGGGACAAAUACAUCUGUGUAGGGGUCUCAUCUGGGGCAGUGCUGGUUUUUGAUGUUCCCAGUAAAGGAAGUAACAUCACAUUAUCCGAAGUCCUGGAGGAACACACUGAGGCUGUCACAGACAUGGCUUCUGAGUGCUCAGGAAGUGCGGAAUACAUUGCUGAUUUGGUGAGUGCUGAUGACUCAGGCCUUCUGUGUGUCUGGAAGUCUGGGGGAGAUUUUCAGCUACUCAACAAGAUCCCUGGAUUUGAUAUGAGCUGCUCAUCAGUUAAACUGUGGAAAGGCACGGUCAUAGCUGCCUAUGGCACAGGCCAAAUCCGCCUCUAUGAGGGUGUCACUGGGAUAUUGCAUGCUGAGGUUAAUGCCCAUGCUCGCUGGAUCUACUCCUUAGAUAUUGCUCCUUUCACUGGACUGCUGCUCUCAGCUGCUGAGGACUCCUUUGUUCGCGUGUGGCAUUUAAACCCAGCACCAGAAAACAACAGUGUGGAGAUUGAGCACCUUUACAAUGAGUGUGUGACUGACACUCAGAUUUGCGGAGCCAAGUUCUGUGAUGGUGACGGCUACGCUUUUGCUGUCACAGGCUAUGACCUAAGUGAGAUCAUCCGCUACACACAGGCAUAAAAGACUCCCUCCAAUUCUCCUGCUUCUGGAAAACUUUUACAAAAGUCACAGCACACAGCACCGAUAUUUGUUCAUCUGUGAGUUGGCACAUAUUACAGGAGCAGUAAGGCUGGCCAGGCAGACUGUCAAAAGUGCUUGUCUGUACAGUGUUUUAGCUGAACAUCACUUCUACAGGCCUGUGAAUGCUGUUGCUUUGCUCUUAAUUCAGCCAUUAUGUUUAAUUUAGUCUUGUCUGAACUUGUUUGAGUGAAACCUUAUUUAAAUGAUUAGCCAAACUUGUAAUGCUAAUGUUUCAGAACACAGUCAAAUCUCCUAUGGAAAAGAAAGAAAAUAUUUGUGGCAUGCACUGUCAUGUACAAAAGUUUACAUUCCUGUUAAGAUAAAAAAUGAUAAAAGGACAAAAGAAUCUAUUUCAGAACAACAGCUUUCAUAGAUAUACGGAUGUUCUUUUGUUACAACAACUUACAGUCAAAAAACAGUCAAGUACUGAACGUUUACUUAAUUCAUAUCUCCAUCUUCAACUUUUAUGUCCACAGCUAUUAGAGCUGCCUACAACAUUUCAACCUCUAUUUUUGUAGAAGAAUUAUCUUUUUUAUACAUUAUAGAAAAUGGGGAGAUGAAUACUUUUUCCAUUUAUAUGUACAUGCAUUAUAUGUACACACACACACACACACACACACACACACACACACACAUUAUAUAUAUAUAUAUAUAUAUAUAUA
Molecule: messenger RNA, 2288 nt
Organism: Hemibagrus wyckioides
Lineage: Eukaryota; Metazoa; Chordata; Actinopteri; Siluriformes; Bagridae
Gene: wdr54
Product: WD repeat domain 54
Exons: 9
Coding region: 547-1566 (339 amino acids)
Biological process (GO): cilium assembly
Cellular component (GO): centriole; ciliary basal body
Molecular function (GO): protein binding
Source: RefSeq, a predicted model, not a curated record